Messenger RNA from Entrophospora sp. SA101, 261 nucleotides. The record is from the annotation of a GenBank genome assembly. NCBI's taxonomy places the organism in Eukaryota, Fungi, Glomeromycota, Glomeromycetes, Entrophosporales, Entrophosporaceae.
AUGUCUCAGGCUUGGGAACCUCAAACACAUCCAAAACCUAAAAUAUUUCCAGAACUUAAUGAAUUUCUAAACCUUUUUUUUGUGGAGUUAAAGACAACUUUUCUUAAAUUUUGUUUAUUUGGUGCAUAUUUUAUAGGAACGAUAGUGUAUUUAACACCAAAUUCACCGGGUUUAGAACCCGAAGAAGAUGAAGAUAAUGAAGAGGGCCAUGAGUCCUAUCCAGUUAAGGCGUUAAUUGAUUCAUCAUUAGUAAAAGCUUAG